AUGGUCGAUCGUAUUAUGGUGUACGACACGGUAUCCUCUGCCCUCUCUCGCCUCGAUUUCCAUGAAGCUGUGGCCGAACGAAUCGUUCGUCGGCUCCAUACUGAUGGGGCGAGGCGCACGUCGACACUGGCAGAGCCAAGGAAUAGUGCCUGGGACCGAUCGGCGGCAACGGAACUUUCGGAGGCUAAUGGCUGGUGCGGUCAGCCGUGUGGCGUGUCGGUGUUGCUGUGUCUGCGCCAUCAUCGACGUCUCUUGAUGGCUGAAUGCGCUACUGUGGCAAUGACUACUGCCCCUCCUCCUCCUCCUCCUCCUCCUCCUCCUCCUCCUCCAGGCCGACAUGGCAUUGCUGCCUCGCCGCUAGCACUGCCCGUGUAUUUCGGUGCCAGCAGAAAACUCCUUCGGGAAGAAUGGAAAACCGUACGCGUAUCGGCUCUCUCGCCCGGUACCUCGCAAAGGCCACAGACCGGCAGUCUAAAUAUGAAUAGACGCAUCUGUGCUGAUGUGGUGGCACUAGUCAAGCCUUCGCAUGGCAUCCAGGGGACCCAAUGA
This is a messenger RNA of Colletotrichum destructivum, 549 nucleotides long. RefSeq lists its product as uncharacterized. The transcript has a single exon. NCBI's taxonomy places the organism in Eukaryota, Fungi, Ascomycota, Sordariomycetes, Glomerellales, Glomerellaceae. The record is from RefSeq and is a predicted model, not a curated record. Bases 1 to 549 code for a protein of 182 amino acids.